AUGGAAGGAACUAUGCCAUCAAGAAAAAAUAUGCCAUGCCAUCCGGAUGGGACCUCGAAUCAAGUACUUUCUUGCCCUAGAAAUUUCGUGCCCCUAUCUGGCGAAGGCCGUCCCAUUUUACCACCUCCAGUUCAGCAUGAUUUUGUACCACUCCAAUCUAGUUAUGCAAAAUCUGUGCCAUCUUUAAAACUUGCUUAUGCUAUUGAACUUUCACGCCUAAUAGAUACCUUGAAUCAAGUCCCCUUCAACCCUCAGGAUGUCAGUUGCCGUGCUGCUUAUAACGGUAAUGGUAGCAACUACUGUCCACCGGUGGUGUCAAUGCCUCAUCCGAAACAAAUUAGACCUCGAAAGAAUUACACACGUCCUUCUCAGAGAGUCAAAAAUGCAGCUCGAACUACAAUCCGAAAACGGGCAGCACGUUCGCGAAUCUCUAAAAACGCCAAUUCUGUUGACGUUCACCAUCGUCAGCUAUCACCAAGUUCGGGAAAAAACGGACAAGAGAAAUUGGAGCCAAUCUUCCCGGUGGACUUUAACCGACUACUAAAAUCGCAAAGUUCAGAUAUGUCUGCAAUUACUCCAGCAGUCUCGAUCUCGGAUUCAAACCGUAAGAUUAGUUCUUCUCUUGAUCUAGAUCUAAUUUCCUUUACUUUUGAUCCUAACAUAAGUCAACUAGUUCGCUCGAGAUUCCUUCGACAAGUAGCAAUAAGUGGAGUUUUCCAGGCCUCAACGUAA
This is a messenger RNA of Rodentolepis nana, 732 nucleotides long. Lineage: Eukaryota; Metazoa; Platyhelminthes; Cestoda; Cyclophyllidea; Hymenolepididae. The record is from the annotation of a GenBank genome assembly.